UUAUUUGAGAUUCAACUUGCACCGGCAUAGCCUUUCCACCUAAACAAGUGCUAUCACCACAUGUUCAUGCAACGCAUUAGCUUCCGGGUUGCCUUUUCCGCGUCCAGAUUCACUCGACCGCCGUGUAGCCGCAUUCAAAGCUACAUGACCGUAGCGCCGAUGGGCAAGCCAGGUCGGCCGAAACGAACAUUGCCGCCGAGUGUGAAGGAGAGCAGCAUCAUAAGCAGCGUCGAGAGCGAAAUGUCAUGUUCAACAACGAAAGCAACAGAACCCAACCAUGAAAGUCAGGCCACAGUCUUUCAGCAGAACAUCGAUAAUCUAGAACUUGUUGAUUACAGCCAAACACACAAAUUGUUUUGCACAAAAAACCCAGUAGAGACGAAUGCCAUAAUCCGAAAAAUGAUAAAAGAAGGGCAAGUGUUCGGAUUAGAUCUGGAAUGGCGACCAACGUUUAUUAAAGGAGGAAAGGAAAAUAAGACUGCAUUAGUGCAGCUUUGCAAUUCGAAAUCAAUAUUGAUAAUACAGAUCUCUAGGAUGGGAGUGUUUCCUCACGAGCUGAAGAGUUUAUUACAAAAUCGAAAUAUACUCAAGACAGGUGUCAACAUCAAAGGCGACGCUCUCAAGUUAUACCGGGAUUUCCGAAUAUUGACAAAUGGACUGGUCGAGCUUGGUACUCUUGCUCGUGCCACCCAUGCCGACGAAUUACAAGGGUACAAGGGCCUAUCUUUACGUCUGUUGUGUGCUAUAUUUCUCGGCAAAUCUUUACCAAAAGGCACAACUCGCAUUAGUAGAUGGGACGCACCAACCCUCAGUAGCAAGCAAAGACAAUAUGCUGCUGAUGAUGCAUAUGCUUCCUUUGCCGUAUACCAAGCUAUUGAUGAUCGUGGAAAACCAAGUUCAGACAGUCAUGUACAUAUCAGCCAUCUAGCCGACGACAAAGUGGGAGAAAAGUAUAAGCGAGGAGGAGAUUCUAGAAAGUCCAAACCGUCAUCUUCCCAUACCGUAAGCUCUGUCGAAAAGUCUUCAUACAGGAAUGCAUACCAGAUUUUAUAGAAGAUGAAGAGCAUCAAAGGGUCAUUGACGAAUCAAUAGCGAUUCAAGAGAGAAGCACGGGCAUGCCAUUUACAACUACAGAAGUGCUGAGAAAGAAACAAACCUAGCGUAAUAAUUGUAGUGUAGUGCAUAGCAUAGAUUGAUUACAGCAAUAUUUGUACAAUUUUGUUUAUA
Molecule: messenger RNA, 1227 nt
Organism: Umbelopsis ramanniana AG
Lineage: Eukaryota; Fungi; Mucoromycota; Umbelopsidomycetes; Umbelopsidales; Umbelopsidaceae
Exons: 8
Coding region: 61-1053 (330 amino acids)
Biological process (GO): nucleobase-containing compound metabolic process
Molecular function (GO): nucleic acid binding; 3'-5' exonuclease activity
Source: RefSeq, a predicted model, not a curated record